AUGGCGACAGUUGCUCGGGAUAGAAACAAUCCCGGGAUUUUCUGGAUUAAUGACACGUCAGAUGAAGACCAAUCGACGGUGUAUGUUCCAGGAGUGAGCAGAAAAAUGGGACCGAAGUUUAGAUCUUGCAGCAGUGGCGACACAAAACUCAAAGGCAGAGCCGUGUUUAACGGUGAGGGAAAGGUCAGAAAGAAGUCACUGUCUCUCCAUUCUGUGGAAUCAGUACGAAACGCAGCUCAAUCACAGAAAACUCCUACAUCUGUUGCCAAAACCAGAAGCCCCACUCUUUCCUCUGAGCCUCCUCUUACUUCCCUAACCACACUACAGCAACCACUGUCGUAUGAAGUUGAGGCUAAAAGCAAGGCCUCCCUAAAGGACCUCUGUCCAGAGGACAAGCGCCGCAUUGCCAAUCUUAUCCAGGAGUUGGCCAGAGUGAGUGAGGAGAAAGAAGAGUCUGUACAAAGACUCAGGGAUGAACAGGAGACAUUUGAGAGAAAAAUCCAACAGCUAGAACAACAGAACCAGCUCAUCAUACAAGAACGAGAGAGCCUCCAGCAGCAGUACAGGGAGUGUCAGGAGUUACUGGGACUCUAUCAGCAAUACCUCUCCCAACAGCAAGAGAAACUCAACAAGUCUAUCGCCCAGCUCAACCAGGACUGCUCCCACAGAAAGGUUCUCAGCAGUGAGGGAACUCUUGCAAGGUCCUGGUGUGAGGGAGGAAAAGGGACUGCCCUGGAUGGUUCCUACCUUGACCUUCCUACAUUUAGAGGAGGUGACAGAAAGGGUGGCCCCGUUGGCUGCGCUCACUCUUUUUCCGAAAAGCGCUCCAGCGCCACGCCUUCCUCCAGCAGUGACAGGGACUGCAGCCAUGGAGGAUGCAGCGACUCCGCCACAGGACGGCGCUCUAAGAGGGAGCAUUCUGCCCAUGGGUCCAAACACCUUCGCCGGUACCCGGAUCUGGAGAACGGCGGCGUGAACCCGACCGGCCGGGCAGAGGCGACACCCGGGCGGGUCGACUGGGAGGAGAAGAAGCAACGUCUUUUGUUGCAGAAAAAACAGCUGGAGCUGGAAAGAGAGCGACUGCAGGCUCGCCUCGCCCAGCAGGAAGAGCGUCUGAUCAGACAGAACCAGCAACUGCGCCAGACCCGUCUCGACUUCAGCAGGUGUCACGAUGUAGGCACAGCAGAGUUAAAGGACUCUUUGAAUGGAGUGGGACACCCUAAUGAAGUUCCUCAGACCAGUGGCAUUAUAGAACAGAGUGAAGAAACAGGACAAGCUGUAGAGAUCCUGGAAGGAAGUUUCAAACAGCCUGGAGGUGAUUCUCAGCCUAAUUGUAAGGACGUUCUACUGGCUCAGCCAGUACCUCCACAUGAUUAUGUCUCUACACUGUUGUUAUGUCUCUGCUUGUCCACAGAGCUUUCUGCCAUGGCCAAGAAAGACAUGGGCACCUCCCCUAUUGUCUCUUCAUCCUUCCAAAAGCCGGGCCAUUCUCCAGUGGCACCGCUGCAUCUUCCCAAGACUCCACAGGCACGGUUGGACUCCUCUUUGAUGGAGCUGUUGGACCUUUUCAGUCCCACCUCUGAUCCAGACAGAAGCAAAGUAUCCACCCAGAAACGGUCCGCUACCCACCACCAGCCUUACAGGGUCCUCCAGCCCCUGCAGAGUAACCAGCUCUCCCCACUGCAGCCGCAUCGGCCCUCCCAGCAAGACCUGGAGGAGAGUCAGAUUUUGGAAGACAUCUUCUUCAUCUGCUGAAGGGGAGAAAUGUCGUGACGCAGCUAAACCCAACAGGGACUGAUAGAGAGAGGUCACGGGGAGCUGUAGAGAGGAACUCGAGAUCGCAGCAUCGCACCUCAGUUACAGGGCAGUCUUAACCACUGCUCUUUACUACCAAUCACCCCUUCCUGUAUCUGUCACCUGUUACGUC
Molecule: messenger RNA, 1927 nt
Organism: Chanos chanos (milkfish)
Lineage: Eukaryota; Metazoa; Chordata; Actinopteri; Gonorynchiformes; Chanidae
Product: KIAA1328 ortholog
Exons: 11
Coding region: 1-1755 (584 amino acids)
Source: RefSeq, a predicted model, not a curated record